Astrephomene gubernaculifera is the source of this 799-nucleotide messenger RNA. The record is from the annotation of a GenBank genome assembly. Lineage: Eukaryota; Viridiplantae; Chlorophyta; Chlorophyceae; Chlamydomonadales; Astrephomenaceae.
AGGUAGGCUUGUGUGGUAGGUCUAGAGGGCCCUACAUUGCACCACAUAACGUAGGAGAAGAAGCGGUGUAGUCGAUUUAAUGCAUAAUAAUUUUCUCAAGGACUCGUAAAUAAUCUGGGUAGCGACCGAGUUUAGCGCCUGCUCGAAACCAGCAAGGAACCGCGGCUUCAAGCGCCGAAUCGCAUAUAACGAUAUUAUUUAGGCUUGAAGCACCAGAGCUAGGUGUCAGCUGUGGAAAUUUAGCGCAUCUGAACGACGAUGGCAUCUUGUCGAGAGGUCAAGCAGCGACCCGGCUGGGGGGCGGCUUGCGUGCCGAGUCGCGGUGCAUUAAGGCCGUACUUAUCACUGAGCCCAAGGGCACCUGUCAGCCUGCAGUUCCCACACCCCCGCAACAGUUCGCCUCAGCUCCCGGCGUUGUUGCGUCCCAGACCCCAGGGUCAAUGCGUUGGUCAGCAGCGUACACGCCUUCUAGCGGCUGCAAGUACAGCAGUCGAAGUGGAUGUGGCAACGUCAGCAUCAAGCAACAAUCGUACAAACGUCGCUGGCCCCAUGAAUGAUAUGGGAAUCACGGGUCCCGCGCCCCCACCCGCCAGCCUGACCUCCGCUCCCGACUCAGGCACAGCACCCUCACAAGGGACCGAGGCCGUCCCACCCUUCAUCUGGACACGCCACUGGUGGCCUCUGCUGCCCGAGGCCUACCUGCGGCCUGAGCGGCCCAACCCGGUGCAGCUGCUGGGGCUGUCGCUGGUGGUGUGGCGGGAUGGCGCCGGCAGCUGGCGCGUGUUCCGAGACCAGUGCC